UCACCCCUAACAUCGACACACUGGCCGCCGAUGGAGUAGUACUCGACCACUACUACACACAACCACUUUGUAGCCCGAGUAGGGGUGCGCUCAUGACUGGUGUGCACCCCAUACACACUGGUCUACACAACUUUGUACUUCGGAGCUCAUCGCCCACUGGUCUACCCUUGGAUUUCAAACUAUGGCCACAAUAUCUCAAACAACGCCAUAAUUACGCCACACAUAUUGUCGGCAAAUGGCACUUGGGCUUUGCCCGCAAGGAAUACACGCCCACAUACCGGGGCUUUGACUCGCACGUGGGCUAUUGGGGCGGUUCUGAGUAUUACUACAAUCACACAUUUUGUGACGUCGAUGGUGUCUGUGGUCACGACUUCCGUCACAAUAUGGAUGUCAUAACAAACGCGUCGGUCGUUUACUCCACCGACUAUUUCACCGACCGGUGCCUUCAUAUCAUUGACCAACACAACACCAGUCAACCCAUGUUCCUAUACGUGCCCUAUCAGGCGGUCCACUCAUCAGGCGUGGCAAACAUACUGGAGUUACCCCCGAAAUACACGGAUAUGUUUUCGCACAUAUCAUCGGCCGAUCGGCAAACGUUCGCCGCCAUAGCCUAUAGUAUGGACGCCUCUAUUGGGGCGGUUAUGGAGGCGUUGCAUAACAAGCAUAUGUUGAACAAUAGUAUUGUGAUAUUUAUUAGCGAUAAUGGCGGCGAUCCCCGAGAGUUUAUG
Molecule: messenger RNA, 728 nt
Organism: Medioppia subpectinata
Lineage: Eukaryota; Metazoa; Arthropoda; Arachnida; Sarcoptiformes; Oppiidae
Source: the annotation of a GenBank genome assembly